Molecule: messenger RNA, 9242 nt
Organism: Sitodiplosis mosellana (orange wheat blossom midge)
Lineage: Eukaryota; Metazoa; Arthropoda; Insecta; Diptera; Cecidomyiidae
Exons: 12
Coding region: 5913-9071 (1052 amino acids)
Biological process (GO): carbohydrate transport; transmembrane transport
Cellular component (GO): membrane
Molecular function (GO): sugar transmembrane transporter activity
Source: RefSeq, a predicted model, not a curated record
UACGAUCGCAAUGUCAGUGUUUUCGAAUGUUUUUUUUUUCGUGCAAAAUAUCGGCGUUCCGAUACAUGAAUGAGACAGCAAAGGAAAGAGAGAAAGAGUGAAUGGUUUGAUGAUAUCAAUAGUGCAAAACAGUUUGCGUGUGUAUUGCAUACCACAUUUACGAACAUCACACCGUGCUGGCUAACGGCUAUCGCUCGAAAUCACCUAUAAACUUCAAUAAUAUUUCUAUGCGGAGCACAGUUCAAAAAUAUCACUUCGUGUGCCCGGAAUUCAAUCCAGUUCAUCAUCGAUCGGCUCUUUCUCUCUAUUUGUUCACAUCCAUCGAGACUGUUACCUGCUUAUUAUAGAACAAAAAUCAAGCGGUAGACGUGUCAAGGUUUUUCCGAGAAAAAAAAGAGAUAACAAAAACGUAGAACUCCCACUAGUGUUCUGUUGUGCUGACAAAAAAAAAUCUGAUCAGUUGAUUGGAGGUAAGCCGUUUAUCAUUUUAAUGUAAUUUUAGGAAUUUAAAUUAAAUUUUUUCGAGAGUAAAAUCAACAAUUGUUUUUCAUCGAAUUGUUUGUUGGAAAAAAUAUCCCCAUUUGCGUACGUCACGGUUGUUUUGUUGUUUUUCUCUAAUCGAAUGAAGAUCACAAUUAAAUAUAUAUGCGAAAUUAGUUGCGAACACAAAAUAUUAUCGUAGAUUGAAUUUAAAAUGCAAUUAAAUAAUUAUUUACAAGUGAAAAAAACAAUCCCAUGCAGCGGUGAUUUUCUGAUAGUAUUUGCAGAACAGUUAACUUGAAAGCAUAUAAUCAAAUUGAAGAAGGCACAAUGUGCGCACCAAAUAAUAAUUAUUAAAAUUACCGAGAACAGAGCCUGUGUCAACUCAUACAGCCGCACACACACACACACAUUGUUGUUCAUUGUUGAUGUGUGCACAAUGAUCGUGUCGGAAAAAGCAUUGAAUUUAUGAAUUUUAAAUUUGGCAGCUUCAACAUUUAUUUUAAAAUUUUUAUUGCGUACUUUUUUCUGUCAUUGUAAGCCCGCGGAUUCGCGGUCAUUCGCUCAAUUGUCGAUAUAGAUUUUGUUUUUCUGCGUAAUACUGGCAUAUCAGUUGUUUUCUUUUUUUCCAAACGCUUCCGUAAUUACAAAUUUAGUGUUGCAUGUGAUUGAAUUUAUCGGUUCAUGAAUCACUGAAAACACUGAAGUUAAAUCACGCAGAAAAAAAUUGUAUAAUUUCACUAUCAAUUUUUAUCUAAUUGAAAUGUUCGCUUCCAGCUUUGAAAAUAAUCAAUCAAUGAUGGCCAUAAAUAGUUAAGCAUGUGUGAUGAUAUUUGGCAAAGUUAUGAACAACAGUUCUUUAUCAGUAUUUGCCAUUGAAAUUUAUUGCUUAGCUCAUUGCGCGUAUAUUUCGUCGAAAAAUGCUUUAUGACACUACUUCUUGAAUAAAGAAAAAAAAAGUGUGUUGACACUGACUUCCUCAGUAGAACAUGUUGACAAAAUUAUGCCUGCAUAAAAGUAUUUCAGUUUGACAUAAUAAAAGGCAAUCGUCAGGUUUGACGCAAGUACUCACAGAAUAAAUUUAAUAUAUGACCACAGGUUUUGCGGAUUUUCCUCAUAAAUUGAUCUGAUCAUAGAUAAUGAGUCAAAUAAUUUUCAGUUCUGAUUUUAAUAACCAAUGCAAUAUAACGACGAUUUUUUUUCAUCGUCAAAUAUUUCCAUUACAUCAAUAAUAUUACACAAUUUCUGAUAAGACUCAUUUGAAAUCAUCGUAAAUACGCGUCUUUCAUCUAGCCGCACACUUGCUCGAGUGGAUUGUAUUUAAACAUUGACACUAAGAACUAGAUUCAAUGUAAACUUAUUUGUUUUGAAGUGAUUACAUUGAUUGAUUUAAAAUCUAUACUCAUUUCGAUAUUUGUGUCGCAAUCUGUUGUUCAGUUAUCGGGUUUUGAUUUGAAAUAAUUUUCAUUUGAAUAACCGACUCCGACUCCACGCGCAAAUCAAAAUGCGACGGGCAUUUUACUUUCAAUCAAUUAUUUGUGUAGGAUUUUCCCUAUUGAUACUAAUUCAAUAUUGAUAUAUUGUGUGGAUUCAUUCAAUGAGUUUACAAAAUGACAUAUCAAAUGAUUAGCAGUCGAAUUGCAACGGAAUUCCAGCCAUCUGUGUACCAGCAUAAACAUUAUAUAUUCAUAUUAUCAUUUGCUAUCAUAACAAAAUGUGACACCAAUUAGUGGUGCAAUAAAGCAAAAAAGACAAUGCAAAUUAAACGGAAUGAGUGCGCAUUGUACUUGUAAUUUGUAAUAUGAUCCAAAACAUAUGUAAACAAGUGGUGAAUAGCAACGAGCAAUGGUCACAGUACAAUAUGGUUCGAAAGUGAUUUCCCCAUUUAUUCACUAAAUAACCCAAUAAUAUAUUGAAUAUGAAACAUAAUGAAUAGAGAAAAAAGCGAUUUAAACCGUUUCAUGCCAGCGUUACUUUAUGGUAACAGCAGUGGACGUUCAGACGAAGGCUUGUUCCUCGUGAUUAAGGCAUGCAAAUUCGACAAGUGAUCAUUUUUUGUGCAAAAGAAUUUUGCUGCUAUCAUUUUUUUAAAUGAACUAUAUAAAAAGCGUCAGUAGCACGAGCCGUUUGGUCACAGCAAGCCUCUUUUUUUGGAAAACACUCGUCAAAAAUCAAACGGUUAAUGCAACUUUACAUAAAUGAAGGUGUUGUUUUGAAUUAAAAUUGGCUUUUUGAAUCAAUUCAUGUUUCUGAUAUGAAAUAUGUGUGAUUAUCACCUUUAGCAAACUUGAACAUCUUCACAUAAGCUGAAAUUAUUUGUCCAACACACUACACGAAUUCGAAAUGAAAUGAAAAUCUCAUUAAAAACCAAUUUGAAUACUAUAUUCACUGCAGCACAGUGAAUUCCAUUGAAUAAUUGACUUUUGAUUUAUCAAAGAAAAAUCCAGGAAGAAGAAUGUUCAAAGUCAUAUUUUGAUUUAAUACUCCAUAGCAACGAGGAAAUUUCAAUAAAUAAUUCUAUUUUUAAAAUGAUUAAAGAAAAAAUGUCCUCCAUUAUUGUUUUCAAACAAUUAGACCCCGAAGAAUCGUAAAAUUGUUCUUUUCUUUUGAUAAAAUAAUUCAGCGGCACGUUCGGCAUAUGUAGCAUUGUGCCAGUAAUUAAAUCAAUUUCUUUCCAUUCAUUCAUUCUAAUGCAAUUUACAAGCGCUUCACCAGAUUCAAGUACAUACCGCUUCAUUUGGCAUAUAUUUGCGAUUGAACCAUUUUAUUGACAUCAAAAUACACAGAAAGCUUUCGGUGGGCACGAUCUCACGUUUUUUUCAACGACAGCUCAGAAAAAGUAAUGAAAUUUGUUAGAAAAAAAAGGCGCGAAACCUGGAAAUCAUUUCAAUUGAUUGAACUUGAACUAUUUUCAUUGAAGGAUAACACAAUUUCAAACUUGCUCUUUAACUAAAGAUACGAAAUGUACAGAUAAUGCUAUUAGUGCAAAGGUCUCCAUUCAAAAAACACACGAAAAUGUUUCGGCAGAUAAACAUGUUGGAACCAUUCCAUAAGAUAAUUAUAAUCAAACGUCUUUUGAUGAGAAUUUUCGAAUUAUUUUGGUUAUUCCAUUUUGAAAAUAAGAAAUCAUUACACAUCACAGUAGAUAUGCAUUCAGCAUACCGCAUUGCAUUUUUGGUAUCACAUAAUAACUAAAGUCGAGAAUUUGUUUUUCUCUGGAUAUUUAUACGCUAUAAUGUAUACCUGUGAUAUCCCUUAUGUAUCGCUUUUGUUUGGGACGCAUACAAAACCGGUUUCGAAAUACCAAACCUUCUUACUGUUUCAUUCUGAAAAUGGUAGCUGUUGGAUGUGGCGAAAUAAUGCCAAAACUGCAAUUUGAAUUCGCAUAAUGGAAUGAAUAUGCAACUGCACCAAGAAGACUUACUACUUGAUUCACUAAAUUAUUUGCAUAAACACUCUAGCACAGAUGUAGAAUCAUUGACUUCAAAAUUGUAGCGCUGAUGAUGUGAAUGGAAUUAUUCACAGCCUAUUCAUUGUAUUUGGGUAUGUAUUCAGCUGAGCGAGAAAAAAGAAACCCUUUAAUGACUAAAAGGAAGACGCUGAUUUCCACACUCAUUUUUCAUUCUAAAUGACAGCUAUCAACAAUGAUUCUUAUCUGUUAAUCACUGACUAAGUGAUCUAUAGAUCAUUGUAAUGACAAUAAAAAGGUGAUCGAUUGCAUAUUAUCGGAGUCAAUAAAUAAAGCUACAAAAUGUGGUGAAGUGUGGCUGUCAUAAUAAUUGAAUUCUCCUUAAAUUUCAAGAAUUAUUCAUUUUUUAGAUUUUUUUCUUCUGUUGGAAUUUUAAUUUUCCCGGACGAUAGAACAAUAUUUUGGAUUUUAAAUUUGAUUAGUCGUUCAUACUCAGCAUAAUACACCCUGAUAUGCUCAAUAUUAUCAAGAAAGAACUUGAGACAUUUGGUUUUGCAUGAUACGGUGUAGCUAUUUUUAGUAGUAUCGCUGGAUUUCCACAUCUUGUAGAAGUUUUACGUCAUCACUGAUUAACAUUCCAAAAAUCGGAUACUCGCCAAAAUGAGACGAGCCAAACGACGAGAGUAGACGGAGAGGAAGAUUGCACGCCUGUGUGACGGGCCCACAAACGUGCCAUACCCUUGACGUAGUGCGUUUUGAUAGGCUCAUUCCGUGGGCACAAUCAAAACUAACUGAAUUGUCUAUAUAUACUACAAUGAAACUGCUAAAACCAGACAAUCAAAACAUAUGCACGUGACCAAAGGCAAACUGCUCACAAAUUAUUAUACAUAUUUCUUACCAAUACACACACACUUUGCUCAUGCAAAAUGAUUUCACUACAAUAUUCGUUUUGCUGAAAGAAUAAAAUCGAAUUUUCUCAUUUCGUUUGCAUAUUUCGUCACAGCGGUGCAAUUAUUUGGAUUAUUUGGAAAUAAAUGUGUGCAUCGGUGAAGGUGGAUUCAAGGUGAUGGAAAUCACAAUCUAAUCCUCCACUCACGAUUACUUUUCCAACCCUUUGUCAGUUCGUCUAGUUCCACAAAAGGUUGUCGUAAUCUAAUUAGCGGAAGAAAUGCAUUUUAUAUUACCCACCGAAUUUUCAUAAUUUCACGACAAUAUCCCAAUUACCAUUGAAAUAGAUGAAAUUCGUUUCAGUCCGGUAAAAUAUUAACCACAAGAGAAUAGACAGAUACAUGUAUACAUUUGUAUAUUUGUGAAUGGUUUUCUUCAUCGCAUGACCUGCGCAUUGGCGCUGCAAUAUGAAACACGAACCAACACAUGUAUGCACAAUUCAGACCCUCUUCGGUUCGGAAUCCGUGUUUUAUGCAUCGAUUCAUUGAGGGAUUGAGACCGCUCAGUGUGUGCGUAGGUGGUACAUUGCUAUCGUUGGCCUAUUGAAAUGUGCAUUAGUAUUUGUUUGUGUGUAUUUUUGGCGUUGACAUUCAUAUGAACCUUAAGACUAAGCGAAAAAAAAUGAAUAAAACCGUAUUCCACAUCGUGGCGGUAUUCACUUUGUCUGCAAAUCGUUGUGGCACCACAACAACAUUUUUUGCUGUUGUUAUCAAUCGCUAAAACCAAAACGACAAUAAGCUUCUAAUCAAUAAAUUGAAAUUUAAACUAAAAAACCAUAAACGGUGAAUUGAGAAAUGUUCUGUGUGUUUAUUUGAAAAAAAAAAGAAGAUAAUUUAUUACAUUUGGCAAUAAAAACAAAGUGUCCAAAAAAAGUAUAAAAACAAACUGAUAGCAAAGCAUAUCAUCGAGAGAUACGAAGUUGAAAUUUUUCUAUAACAUAUCGUUAAAGUAGACUACAUCUCUAGCUUAGCGCUGGGUAUAUGUGUGCAUGGCAAUAUUGUUGAAAACAGAAAAGAUUCAACGCCAUUGAUAUUAUCAUUUAAAAAAAAGUGAAAAAGAAAAAAAAAGAAACAGAAUGGAAUCCGAAAUCGGUAGUAUUGAAUCGGCCGAGUGUGAGAGAUUGCUUAGUGGCAAUGUUGUCCAAGCGCAAAUUUAUGGAGCAAAAGAGCCGGGUGCUCAAACUGCUAUGAUGGCUGACUCAAGGGCUUCAAAUCCAAGCAAUACUCUACCACAAUAUAUUGCUGCUCUUGCAGCCACUGGUGGCGCAUUUGCGGCAGGUACAACGCUUGGAUGGAGUUCCCCAAUGAAAGAGUUGAUAGUAUCAAACGAAACAUUUACAUCGGACGAGUACCCAUUUAAAAUUACCGAAGAUGACUUCUCAUGGGUUGGAUCGCUCGUCACUUGUGGUGCAGCACUUGUUUGCCUCGUCAUUGGUACAAUCAUCCAAAUCAUUGGUCGUAAAUUAACAAUGUUGUUGCUGGUAAUUCCAUUCACUAUUGGAUGGAUUCUAGUGUUAUGGGCCACGAAUUUGAGCAUGCUUUUUGUUGGCCGGUUCUUACUCGGUGUUUCGGGUGGUGCAUUUUGUGUGAGCGCUCCCACUUACACAGGUGAAAUAGCCCAAUCAAGUAUUCGUGGCACACUCGGAAGCUAUUUUCAGCUUAUGUUGGUAGUCGGUGUCCUGUUUUCAUACGUCGUUGGCACUUACUUACACGUUUUCACAUUCAGUUUGAUUUGCUCUACCAUUCCCAUCAUUUUCGGCAUUAUUUUCAUGUUUAUGCCAGAGACUCCGUCGUUCUUGUUAUCAAAAGGCAAAAAAGAAGCUGCAGCAAAAUCGCUAAGAUGGUUGAGAGGCCCUGACUAUGACUACAGUCAUGAAUUGGCUGAACUUCAAGCGCAACAAGAUGCCGAUAAGAAGAACAAAGUAUCUUUGGCAGCAGCUCUAACACGUCGCUCAACAAUCAAAGCAAUCUUCAUCAGUUUGGGUUUGAUGUUCUUCCAACAAAUGAGCGGUAUCAAUGCGGUCAUUUUCUUCACCUCAGACAUCUUUAAGGCUGCUGAAACUGGAAUCGAUGCUGGCAUCGCAACCAUCAUAGUAGGCAUCAUGCAAGUCAUUUCUGUCUUUGUAUCGUCACUUAUUGUGGAUAAAUUGGGACGUCGCCUGCUACUCUUGCCAUCAGCCAUCGUAAUGACGCUCUGUACUAUUUUGCUCGGUGCAUAUUUCUUCAUGAAAGACCAUGACAGAAAUAGUGUUGCAUCACUUGGUUGGCUACCGAUUGCAUCAUUGUGUGUAUUCAUCAUUCUCUUUUCGAUCGGAUUCGGACCAAUCCCAUGGAUGAUGAUGGGUGAAUUGUUUUCAAAUGACAUUAAAGGUGUUGCCGGUUCAGCAGCUGGUGCUUUCAAUUGGUCUCUGGCAUUUUUGAUUACAUCAACAUUCACUACUAUGAACAAUACAUUUGGAAAUGGACAAACAUUCUGGAUAUUCUCCUUUUUCUGCGUUUUGGGCUUGUUGUUUGUAUUUUUCUUCGUUCCAGAGACGAAAGGAAAGUCAUUGGCCGAUAUUCAAAGAAUGUUGGCGGGCGAAAAAGUCAUUGGCUCCGAAAAUCCAACCGGCACUGGCACAACGGAUUCCAAGUUCUUUGUCAUGUCGGGAUCACAUCGAUAUGACGAGCGACGGCCUUUGCUCCAAUCGGAGCAAAUUCCAUAUAAUACGAACAAUGAACGAGUGCUGGAAAAUGGAUUGAGUGACGAUCCAACGAUGGGUGUUGAUAUGACGUCUGGAAAUGGGGCAACGCGAGCAAAACGGUUACCACAGUACAUUGCCACGAUUUCAGCGACGACUGGCGCUUUGGCAGCUGGCUGUGUACUAGGCUGGAGUUCUCCAGCGCAGCGCGCAGUUGUGAAGGAUCGUGUAUACGGUUUCACUGUGACCGAUGAGCAAUGGUCGUGGAUUGGAUCACUCGCAACUGUGGGAGGCAUCAUCAGUUGCCUGAUGAUUGGUUUAGUUAUGGAUAAAGUUGGUCGAAAGUGUACAAUGCUCCUGCUUAUAAUUCCAUUUUCGAUCGGUUGGGCAAAUUUGAUGUUGCCAGUUUCGGUAUUGAUGCUGUAUAUCGGGCGAUUUUUCGUUGGUUUUGCUGGCGGAGCAUUUUUCGUAGUAGCUCCAUCGUACAUUGGAGAAAUAGCAUCAAAAGAUAUACGUGGCACUUUGAGCAGCUAUUUGCAACUAAUGGUUACGGUUGGUAUUUUAUUUGUGUACGUGAUUGGCCAUUUUUUCGCAACAAACACAUUCUUCACAUUCAACAUUAUUUGCGCAAUCUUGCCGCUGAUAUUUGGAGCCGUAUUUGUGUGGUGUCCUGAAAGUCCGUACUACUACAUAAUGAAAAAUCAAACGGUAAAUGCGGAAAAAUCGUUGAAAUGGUUGCGUGGUGAAGACUACAAUUUCAACGAUGAACUAACUGAAAUUCAAAUCGAACACGAUCUGAUGACACAAAAUAGAACAACUUUUUUCACUGCUAUCAAACAGUCAGCCACAAAACGUGCGCUUUCGAUAAGCCUCAUUUUGGUGCUUUUAACCCAAUUGAGCGGUAUAAACGCAGUCAUCUUUUACACUGAGUCGAUUUUCGAAGAGGCUAAUGCAGGCGUUGAAUCAUCCAUGGCAACUAUUUUUGUGGGCAUCAUGCAAGUCGUGGCCACAUUUGUUGCUUCAUUGACUGUUGAUAAUUUGGGCAGGCGAAUGCUACUGGUAACAUCCGGUUCAAUCAUGUGCAUAUGUAACAUUGGCAUGGGAACGUAUUUCUAUCUGCAGGAUAACAAUAGUGCAUACGUCCAACAUUUAAAUUGGUUGCCAAUAACUGCGUUAUGCGUGUAUAUAAUUUCAUUCUCUUUGGGACUAGGUCCAAUCCCAUGGGUAUUAGUUUCUGAAAUUUUUACGACCGAAGUGAAAGCCAUAGCAAGCUCUUUAAGCGGCGCCACAUCGUGGUUUAUUGCUUUCCUAGUGACAAAAUUAUUUCCGAACGUUCGCGAUUUGAUCGGGGCUGGGUGGACAUUUUAUGGAUUUGCUGCUUUUGCUGCAUUGUGCACGGUAUUCGUAUUGAUGAUAGUGCCCGAAACGAAAGGAAAAUCAUUCAAUGAAAUUCAACGAUCACUCCACGGUCAGACGAAUAACAUUGUUGAAACUGACGAUGACGAAAACAACACUACGAUAACAAAUGCCUCUCAGAAUACUAUUGCCAUUUGAAUUUUCCAAAGAAAUGAAAUCUCUUAUAUUUCACCCCUUAUUAGCCAAUGUAAAUUAUCAUUUUUUGCCAAGUAAACUUUUCCAUCAAUAUAGAGCAAACAUUUUAAAAUUUAUUACAUUUCAAUUGUAAACAUUAUGAACAACAUGGCUUUAAAACAAUAAAAUGCUUUG